GGGAUGUCGCGUAUACUGAGUGUUUGCACCUCUUGCCGAGAAGGGGAAAGAUGGCGGAAAGGUGUGGAGCACCUGGAAGGAGCCGGCUCUGUUAAACUUGCAAGACAAUAAAGAACAGCCGCGAAUCUGCAAGGCAGGCGUAUUUCAAACGAAAACACAAGAACACGUCCUUCUGCAGAAUCGGAACCGAGAAGCGGUGGUUGACUUUUCCCUUUUUCUGUUUUUUUUUUUUUUUUUUUUUUUUUGUGCGUGGUAACUGCAUGAGGGGGUGCUGAGACUGAGACAGUAGUAGUAAGUGAGUGUCAGGGAGGAAGCGAAGAGUGGUGACUUGUGUAGUGCUAUCUGCGCAGAGUAUUGUUAUUUUUGCAAGGGGGGGGAUGUUCUCCUUACUUUCCUAUGGCAGACUGGUUGCCAGGGCUGUCCUGGGCGGACUUUCCCAAACAGACAGCCGGGAUUACAGCCUGGUUACAGCAAGCUGCGGCUUCGGAAAGCAUUUUCGGAAGGGUAUUUUGAAGAAAGGGAUGUGUUACGGGGAUGACGCCUGCUUCAUUGCCCGACAUAGAUCUGCAGAUGUCUUAGGUGUGGCAGAUGGCGUGGGGGGGUGGAGGGACUAUGGCGUCGACCCCUCUCAGUUCUCAGGGACUCUGAUGCGAACAUGUGAGCGUCUGGUGAAGGAAGGCAGGUUCAUGCCGAGCAGUCCUGUGGGAAUCCUCACCACCGGCUACUAUGAACUGUUACAGAACAAAGUUCCUCUAUUGGGGAGCAGCACGGCAUGCAUUGUGGUGCUGGACAGGCGCAGUCAUCAGCUGCACACAGCUAACCUGGGGGACUCUGGUUUCCUGGUGGUGAGGGAGGGCGAGGUGGUGCAUCGAUCGGACGAGCAGCAGCACUACUUCAACACCCCCUUCCAGCUGUCCAUCGCCCCGCCCGAGGCUGUGGGGGCUGUCCUGAGCGACAGCCCUGAAGCUGCCGAUAGCUCCUCUUUUGAUGUCCAGCUGGGCGAUAUUAUCCUGACGGCAACCGAUGGACUUUUUGACAACAUGCCAGAUUAUAUGAUCCUACAAGAAUUAAAAAAGCUGAAGAAUACUAACUAUGAGAGUAUACAGCAGACUGCCAGGAGCAUCGCAGAGCAGGCCCACGAGCUAGCCUAUGAUCCAAAUUACAUGUCGCCUUUUGCACAGUUUGCGUGUGACAAUGGACUGAAUGUACGAGGAGGGAAGCCUGAUGACAUCACAGUUCUGCUGUCUAUAGUAGCAGAGUACACAGACUAGUGGCACUGGAGAGCCCUGUUGUCUUCCUCAAUCAUGUUCUGUUCUACCAUUUCCUGCUGGCAGGACUGUGGACUCCCCUCCCCUUGCAGCUAAACCCCCAAGGCCAGUUAUUCCCUGGGUCUGUAGCCACACUUCCACCACUACCAAGGAGAGCGUACAUCUUCCUGCAAAGCAACCAGGACAGUCCUAUACAGAAGAACUUUUUACCACCUUUUUAGGCAUUGGGUAGACCUUAUUUAUCAUGGAAUCAUUCACAGGAACACGCUUGGCAGUGCCUGGUACGUCUUGGUUUCAGUCUGUGAGCUGUUUUUCCAUAAGUGCUGCUCAAUGUAAUUUGUUUAUUGUCCAGCAGGUGGCUGUAGAGACGUCACAUGCCUUUAAUAUUAGUUGUCUUGGUCCCAGUCACUUUCUGAAAAAUAUACACAUUUAAAUGUGGGGCCUUUGGAUCCCCUUUCCCCUGACUGCAAAUGUACAAACUCAAACAGGAGCAGAAAUAUAUGUUUGAUUCACCCCCACCCCCCCCAUGUUCUUGUAUUUUAGUUUUUCAGACCUAUAUGGACAGAAUUUGUGAGUCUGUGUGCAGGUGUUUAUUGCUGCUGCCUAAAUACUGAUCUGGAGUCAGUUGGGUGGCAAAUAUGAGGAACUCCAAAGUGAACAGGGAAUGAACUCUGGUCUUCUUGCCUAUGGAAAAACUGCUCCUAAUGUUUCCAAGGUUUGAUCAUCCACCAGUCAUAGAUCCUGUGUCUCUAUCCGAUUCCAUUUCAGUCUUCGAAGCAGAUACUGUAAAUGGCUUCCAGUCUGGGAAGGGGGUUGGCUUGGUUUAAAAUUGUCCUCGGGCACUGGCAAAGGUUUAAAAGUUGAAGCUUCCUAAUCAAUUACUUGCACUUAUAAACAAUGGAGAUGUGUGGGUUCAGUGAUGAAUGAGAGAAUGUAAAUUGUGAUUGCAUUUAAAGAAAAUAAACCAAGGCAUAGCGGUACGUAAAGGUCUGUCACAUUGGUUGGAAGAAAACUCUAGCUGAAACGGCAGGCUUGUACUUUUUUGCUAUGCUUCGUUUUCAACAAAAAAAAAGUUAGAACUCGGUGAUGUUUCGUCAUCUGUUUGAGUGGCAUGUAUGAUAGCAUUUUGGAGAGCAUGGCUGUUGGUGGAACUGUCCCAGUCCCGUUUUUGUUCUGUGUUUUUAAAGUUCUGUAAUGCUGGUUUUAAUAGAAUUAAGAAAGGAUGAUGUUUUGUUGCAGCACCUUAGUGUUGACAUUUGUGUAAGGGCAGAUGGAUUUGCUUCCUAUGGUCUCUUAAAGGACAUCUAUAUUGAAUUUGGAGGUUGGAGACAGUAACACGGUUGUCUGAGUAUUUGUAGUUAGAUAAAGUUUCAAUUCUGCUCAGAAACACCAUCAAAACAUCAAAAGGUUAGAGGUCAAAUGUCUUAAACUUCUGGCCUGUCAAUCUAGCACAGAAUUCCUCUUUUAAACACAGGUUUUUUAUUCAGUUAAUGCAGGUGGAAAUCAUUAUGUGUCUGGAUUGGGAGUGAAAACCAAAACUUAAGUGAAGCUUUUUUUUUUUUUUUUUAUUCCUGGAAAUGUUGAUGGAUUUCUGAAAGAGCAAAGGUGGACAAAUUCUGGUUCUUUCCCCAAAGCCAUGUACAGUCCUUUGUGUUUUUAUAAAGAGCAAGAUUGCAAACAAGUCCUUCUACAGCUGUGGGUGCAGAAUGUUUAAUGGCUGCUGUUCAGUGCAUGGACUGCAUUGAAGCAGGACCGGGGACUUGGGUUGGUUUCAAGAGCAGAAAAUGCAGACCAGUCACAUCUGAAACCAAACGAUUUCUCAGAUACCUCGCUGGUCACAUGUGUCACAUGUCAGGGUGUUCUGAGCGAGCUCUGAAUUAAACACACGCCCUGUUAUGUCACUGGAUAACCAAGUCUAGCUAACUUGUCACUGCUGAGUGUGUGUGUUUGUGUAACGUUAUAACCAGGUCCAGCUAAUUUAGCACAGCAGAGUGUUUGAGUUUGUAUAACGUUACCUUUCUCAGUUGGGACUGUAACUCCUGGAAGCGUGUCUGGGUUCUGGGUUCUUUUUCUUUUUUUUUUUUUUUUUUUUUUUUUUAUAACCUUUAUGAAAAAUACCAUUAAUGCACAAGAAUAAUAAGUUUGUAUCUGAGUGCUUUUGUGAACAGGUAUGUUAGGUCAGAAAUGAGUAAUGAAUAAUAAAGGUUUAUUUUUAUAACUUUAUUUUUUUCCUUUAAGUUCUAUAGUAUAUAUAUAUAAAAAAAUAUGGUUCUUGUACACAGAAUUUUACCACAGCCAGAUAAUUUAAUGUAUCCCACUAUGGAGUUCCUAAAGCCAUCUUUUACAAAUAGACCUCUCUCUCUCUGUCUCAAUCAGGUAACUUGUUUGUGAAAGGUCUUCUAAACAUUAGUGUGUUAGUGUUACAUUCACAUGUUGAACGUCAGGAUUUUCGUUUUUUUUUUUUGUUGUACUGUAUAUUUGCAUAACUAUUUCUGUGCAGCUUUUUUAUUUUGUAACUUUAAAAUUCAACUUUUACAUGUACCGUGUACAUGUCGAUUUUACUUUAUUUAAAUACACAUCAUGCUUCUAACAGGCAUUUCAUUUUUAAGCUUUUCACUAGUUAAACUAAGGAAUUGAUUCAUUUGACUAUUCCUGUAUUUACAUGGUCUGCUCCUCCUCUGUGCAGUGAAGCUUUCUGUCUACUGCCCAGCUGAACUGGUACUCUUGUUAAUUCAUUAUUGGAUUUUAAAGACAUUUGCUGGUAAAACCUUAAGUGUAUGUUGGUACUAGGUGUAGAAUGACUAUAUAUUUGCCAGUCAAACAGUUGAUACUUAAGAAAUGAUUAACAAAUCAUGUAUUUGAUAAUGUUGGCUGCUUUAAUUUGUAGUUUUGUAAACUAUUUACAAACAGCUUGGAUUUAAAAAAAAAAAAAAAAAAACACAACUCCUGAAAUUUCUUUUUUCUGCAAUGGCUUGCAAUUGCACUUGAGACAUCUUGUCUGAAACCACACUUCACAAUUAAUUUCCAUUUAAUUUAAACAGCCUAAGACAAUUCAGAUAUUGACAUUGCUAGUUCAUCACGAGUACACACUUUUUAAAUAUGCAAAUAUAUUAAUGUGCUGCUCUGAAAUUGAAACGUGUGGUUUGGGACUAUUUGGGUCUAUUCUGAUUUAAUACAGUGACAGAUCUAAAUAUUGUCUCCCUUCUGUUUAUAAGCAUCUUGACUAAGUGACUGGCAUUAAGACAAGCAGUGUCGUAAAGUGAAACUCCUCGGAUGCUGGGUGAUAGGCAGAGACUUUCUCUCUUCAUUUAUUUUCCUAGCAGGUGCACCAAAGACCAGUUUUUCCCAUGUGUUUUGUCAGUGGUGUGUGUUGUGUGUGUUUAGAAAGCAAUACUGUAAUAUAACAAACUGUCUGUUUUUGCUGUGCUUUUUCUCCCUCACCUGAUGUCUGUACAUGUGUAUUUUUCAGGUUGCCUGCGCUCCGAACAUAUCUAGCAGUUGUGUGUUUCCUCCUGUAAGGCUGUAUGUGCACAGAUAUUUAAAGAAAGGCCCAGGGGCCUCCUGACCAUGUUCAUAAGGAUACUGUAGUUAAUGGAUUUACUGUAAACAAAGGUAGUGUUGUGAUUGUUGCUUCAUCGCGAUGAGAACUGUGAUAUCGAAGUUGUCCACUGAAAGUUCUGAAUUUGUAAACCUUAUGUAUAAAAUUACACAUGCAAAAUGUGAAUUUGGUUUAGAUUUUCAGUAUUUUGCUUUGUCAUAAAUAUUGUGCUCUGUGCAUUUUAAGUGUAGUGUCUCAAUACAGAUCUCAAUUAUAGGAUAUAGUAUCAAUUUGGAAGCCAGACAGGAUACGAGACCUGCCAAAAGGGGAUCAGUCCAAAUGCCUAGACGUGACAUAGUGGACGCACCCUGUUCUGAUCCUGAGUUUGCGUUGACUUGGUUUGGUCUCUAGUGCUGUUUUAAUAAGCUUCAGAAGCACUCCCAAUGUCAAACUUGGUGGUUUAUUUUCAAGGUAACUGCUUUUAUUCAUUAGUCAAACUGAGUCCCUAUGUAAAACGAGCUGUAUUUUUAGCAAGUUUGGAACUUGCUGUUGUAGACUGUGGAACUCCUUGAUUUAACAUUCUUGUGAUCUUGUCUUUGGUAAGGUAACACAACAAAUAUUUUGAAGUUAUUUAAUCCUGGCUGGAGAGCAAAUGCUUUCCUAUUUUGUUUUCAGUUCAAUUAACCUUUCAGUGGUAAACCAGAGACAGUAGAAAAGUAUGUGCACCACAAUUGAAUAAACUGUUCUCAAUGUUAAACAAAUAAUAAUAAAAAGUAUGUCAUGUGUCUGUGGUGUAUGUGUGAAGGCAAGCUAAUUGAAUCAGGUAUGAAGUGGAGGUGUAGGAAAGAGUUGGCAUUUCAAACACACCCCAUGUUCGUCUGCUGUUCCAUCUGUUUAAGGCCUUGCAAAGCUAGCUUGCCCAAUCUCGAAAACCAGAAUGUUAUCAAAUUCUACUCUUGAAGGUGCUUCUGCUUUCAGGUCCAGAUUUGAACUUUCUUACUUGUUCUCUAUCGCUCGCUUGCUGUGGAGGCAUUUGCUGUGUACAAUACAAUAAUGCAGGAAUAGUUUCUGUACAUAUGUUUUAAGAGCUGUACAAUAUUUAAAUAAAGAAUAUAGUAUUUAUA
Polyodon spathula (Mississippi paddlefish) is the source of this 5930-nucleotide messenger RNA. RefSeq names its product protein phosphatase PTC7 homolog. Lineage: Eukaryota; Metazoa; Chordata; Actinopteri; Acipenseriformes; Polyodontidae. The record is from RefSeq and is a predicted model, not a curated record. The transcript is spliced from 6 exons. The coding region runs from base 378 to 1271 and encodes 297 amino acids.